This is a messenger RNA of Podarcis lilfordi (Lilford's wall lizard), 39676 nucleotides long. NCBI's taxonomy places the organism in Eukaryota, Metazoa, Chordata, Lepidosauria, Squamata, Lacertidae. The record is from the annotation of a GenBank genome assembly.
CGCUGUAAUUGGAUCCUGGAGGGAGCCGGCGAGCAAAGGAGGGGCCGAGGGCGGCUGGGCGGGAUUGCAGGGGGAGGCAAAAGAGUCCCGAGGCUUUCGGCCUCCCUCGCCUGUCAAGCCUUUGAUUUCAUUGUUCCGGGCUGAUGUCACUCCCAGUUGUCACAGACGCUUCUCCGGGUGACAAUGUGGGACUAAGAGGAGGCACGGCAAGGACCCCCCUGGACAGACCCCGAAGGUAAGUAAAAAAGGGAAAUCGAGGCGUGUGAACGCGCGCGCGGGUCUGGCCCAGCACCCAACUUUGGGGGAGUUGCGCGGGGACGGUCGCUGAAGGACUCCCCGCCACGGGGAGGGGGUCGGGGACUCCAUAGAGCACCUUCCCACCCGCCCCAAAUUUCCUACAAGCCGAGAGCAACUUUGCAGCAAGAUGCGCCGCGAGGCUGGCAAAUGGGGGGGGGGGGGUGAGCGCGCCGCUCCGUCAGCGGCGGGAAUCCCGGGCAAGGGAGCGGGGCGAAGUUUUGCCCGCCGUCUAUUUGGACCGUGCGCCUCCGCGAAAGCGACUUGCCGAAGGAGCGACGAGCAAGGGAUGCUGCUGCGGAGCGCAGAGCAGGCGCGCCGAGGAGAAAGCGCUGGCAAUGCCUCCUCGGAGACUGCGCGCCGCCUCGGGAUGCCUCGCCAGCCCCGCGCACUCCAAGCCCCGCGUGGCCAAAAAGCCAAAGCCUCCUCUGGGCCGGGGAGAGUUCAUUUCUUCCCGGAACCUCGAAGAUUUGUAAACCCACCCGGCGGGCAUGAUCUGACACCCGAGGCCUCUCCUGAACUUCGGCGCUCGUUUUCUGCGGCUGAGAGCGAUCCUGCGGUAGCCUCUCGCGGUUGAAGACAAGUUAUUGAGGGGACAGCGGAGGAAGGGGGAUAUAUUGCAACUCCCGAGGAUAGAAGAAGCGGCGUGUCCUUGCUGACGAUAAAGAGGAGAUCGGGCACGCUUGUCCCCCCUCCACCUAAACUUCGUUCCCAGCUCCAGACCCUACGAACGUCCUCAAGCACUUACUGGGUACCCCUGCCCCCCGCGAUCCUCCUCAUGCCGCUUUCUUCUCAGCUCUCUUAUGACCUUCAGCACCUGCCUCGUGCCAUUUGUUUCUCGUGUAUGCGUUCCUUUGAAAAUUCAGGUGUUUGUUCGUUCCAAACCUUCUGAUCUUAUGCGCCUCCCCUGCACCCCCACCCCGCACCCUUCUAGUAGCGAAUCUAAGCGCGCCCUCAAGCCAACGUAACGCGCCUUUCCCCAGUUUCGGCUCUCCACACUUCUGCGUCUCUCUGUCUGCUCGCCCGCCGCCCUCUGUUCCUAUUGUACCCCAUUCAUCCCCCCACCCCCUUGCAUCUCCAAACUGGCAUGGCCCACUUCUGAGCUCAGCUUACUAUUGUGGUAAGAUCCCUGGGGACGUGUUGGGUGAUGAAUCUCUGCCCAGCUCAUUCCAUUUGUGACACAGCCUCCAUUUCCAGCACCUGCCCGCCCCCCAGACCGCCCCUGAGUUUGGCAGCAGAUUGCAUUUGUUCUUCACAAUGCACAUCCUUUUGUUCCCAACCUCUACCGAAUGCCAGUCCCCUCCCAGUCAUUUCUGGCCACUUUAUACAGACCAGAACCUCACGUAGGUACAGUACAAUAUUCAAAAAUAAUGACAAAAGAUGGCCCUGGGGCAGUCAAGGGCGAGAGAUGUUGUCUCAGCCGGCCAAAAAUUACUCAUUCCAUCUCUGGCUAUGCAGAACGCCUUUUCUUACUUGGUGGAAUGGUCUGCACAUGACUGCUGUGGCAGUACUGAGCUCUAUUGGGGCAAGUUUUGCGGUGCAAUACUGGUCCUAAGUAUUCCCCCAAAGGCGUAUCCUUAAUUUAAAAGCAGAAUUGCCCAGCAGGUCCUAAGGAUAUUCAGUCUGCGUACAGGGCUUACUUCCAAGUAAACAUGUUAAGAAUCAUUGUGUAAGUUAUCCUAACCUAGAUACGUUUUAAGGUGCAAGAGAAGCUAAUAGAGCUGUGGGGCCAAAAUGGCCUGUUGUUUUUGCCUUUGUCCAGCUGAAGGACUCUAAAAAGCAGGGCCAGAAGGAGGUGAUGGAGGUAAAAUACUAUUCCUGGCUGUUCAGAAGGAACAGAUUUUUCAUAACCUUGUCACUUUAUGCUGGAAUGGACCUUCUCCAGGCAUCAGAAAAAGCAUAUAAUGAUGCCUCCAUCAGCUCCACCACCAUGUUGCAAAGUUAAACCUUCCUAACAGGAAUGAUUUCCCCCAAAGGCGUAUCCUUAAUUUAAAAGCAGAAUUGCCCAGCAGAUCUUCUACAGCAGUUGAUGAACUGCUGAAAUGUUAGUUUUAAUUAGGAUCCCUGCCUUUUGGGAAUAGAGCAGCCUCCUUCAUUCUGCCUCCUAAUUCAGGAGAAAACUUUCCAGGCAGCCCUCUUCGUCACGUGACCAACAGCCUCUUCCAUAUGGGCUUCUCUUAGGGAAGGCCGCAGGGCAUUCUCUACAGUAACAGCCCUGUUCCAAGGAAGUCAUCCUCCUGCUAUGGUGCUUUUACAACUCCUUCUGAAUUAUCCAAAUUCCCCGUUUGUCCUCAAACAUUUGCCCCUUUGUCCUUUUAAGUCCACACAUCCUCCAACUCUGCCCUGCUCAUUCAGUUUGGGAGCUACGCAUCAAUAUUCAGAGCAGCUAUGAGGUCAUCUUUCUAAGGGCUUCCACUCUCCUCCUCUUCACCAUUCAGGGAACACACCAGGAAUUGUUCUUAUGCUCCAGUAAGAGAUCCCUCUCAUGCGAAAGCCGGGGGUGAGUUGAGGGAGGAUUAAUGAGAAAGCUACCCACGCAAGCAAGCUUCCACUGGAGGCUUAUUAAAACUAUGUUAUUCUUUGUGCACUCUGGAUGCGAUUGUAAGAGAUGGAAGGAGAGAUCUUAGAGUGGCUUUGUACAAAGCUAAGAUACAAUCCGUAACAUAGACACCUCAAGGGGGGGGCGGGGGGAACCAUACAUGCAUUAUUGAGGAGAUGACAUAAGGCACCAAGUGCUUUGAGAUUUAUUGUCUUUUUAUCCCAUGGUGGGAAUAAAACUAAAUCCAAAGAUCUAUAGCCGCCACUACCAUGUGAUAAAAGAAAAAUUAAAAAGUUGAGCUGCUGAUAUCUAUUUUCAGAGUGGUAAGCUACUGCAGCCCUAAAGAGUUCUAUUUUUAAUUCCCUCCAAUGGGUGACUGGAUUCAUGUUUGAGUCCCCCUUUAGGGCUGAAAGCUUUUGUAAGACUGCAAUCCUAUAACCUCACUCACUGAAAGCAGAGGGACUUCUUUCUGAGCGCACAUGCACAGGAUUUUGCUGCAAAAUGUCUUUUAAAAUAGCAAAGGAUUGGCUGGGGGUAACAUGCUGCUAAAUGUUAAUCAUGGUUCUGCCGCCAUGAUAAUAGACCACCCAACGGUUUCACCUCUGUGUUUCAGUUUCUCCUUCUCUACAAUGGAGAAGAAAGUCCUUACAGUUAGCUGAAUGUGUGGUGGCACUUUGAAGAUAGAUAUACGCAUUAGUGGUUGUUACAGGCAUCCAUCUGUCUCGAGAGAUAAUGGAUUGUUCUUCCGGGGGCAAAGCCAAACCACUGCGUUAGCAGCACCAAAGUGACCUACCCAUGGCACAGCCUGGGAAGUAUGUGUGAAGGUCCUGGGCUGUCCAGACAACAAGGCCACCUCCACCCCCCACUCGGCCUCACUGAUGUGGUCCAAAGGAAAGGAAAGCAAUACGUUUAGCACCCGCUUGGUUGCAGGAGUUGCCGGAAGGAGGCGUACAAGGUUCCAUCCAACUGUCUUAGGGAUAUGUGUACGGUUUACUCCUUAGCCUUUACUUCUCCUGAAGAUAUCCCGCAAGGCAGCAGAGUUUUCCUUCUCCUAGAUGGGCCACCUUCCCAGGUGGACAAGCCCCACCUGCCCCUCACUUCCCCCUACCGCAUAUGCAGAUACCACCUUCUUGACUGUUGGACCCACUAUUAGUCUUGUCCACUUCAUCUUCUGGAGCCUGUAUUCACAUUCAGAGAAAGCCCCUAAGUCACUGAGGGUUUGAGACCUGUCAGAUACCCUUAGCUGGUUUAGCCAGUCAGUCAGAGCCAUUCCCAGGGUGUGGCCACUUUCGCAUGCUGACAGCUUCCAGGAGUCACAGGUGAGAGCUGAGUGCAGGGUGUGGGGACCAAAGGUGGACAAACUGCCCCAGAAGGAGCACAACGUGUCCCCCACUGUAAUACCCCUCCCCUAACACCCCAUGCACCCCUAGUCAAAGGUGGAUGAUGUAGUGAAACUGGGAGUUGUUUUCUCAGGAUUGCAGAAUGAAAUAACAAAUGAAGUUGCAGUAUACCAAGAUCAGGUCUAGCCGUGCUGUAGACUCCUCUUUACCACAAAACCACAUGAAUGAACCACUUGCUUCAGAUAUCAGAUUACAAAGGGGGCUUCGUUUUCUUCCUCCAGAAUCCAUUUAGAAGGGAGCACCAGGACAAGAGAGAGCUGGUAUCCUUUCGACUUUCAGCAUUAGUUACAAAAGCCAACAUUUAUAACUCUUACAAAACGCUCAGUGUGAGCUUUUGAGAAGACAGCUGUUUUAUUCAGAGGUUUCUCUUACUUGAAGGAUUAUGGAUAGAAAGUGUUGGGCUCAGCAUUUUCAGCCCAAGGCCUUAAUAGGGCUUAGAGGUAGAAUUGGCUCAGAAGCUGUAUUUUUAAAUGAUCUUUUGCUGCCUUAUUAUGUUUCAGGAAGGGCAAAAAAACCCCCAAAACUUGAAGUUGAUAAUUUUAUAGGGUAAUACACUGGGGGUCUUGCUCUAGACAUGAUAGAGUAACCCUGUAUAGAUCACUGUAAUGUGCAUUACAUAGGGCCACCCUGGAAGAUGACCCAGGAGCUGCACCCUGUCCAGAAUGCUGCUUCCUGAUUGCUGUUUGGAGCAGUGAGAGACGUUCAUAUCACUCUGAUCCUCAAAGCACUGCGCUUGUUGUCUAUGAGCUACCUGUCUAUGAGCUACCUGAUUGGUAUAUCCUGCAACUACAUUCUCCAAGGCAAACCCCUGCAUGUACAGUGUGGAUAUCUUGAAAGAAGAGUCCCACUGGACCAAGGUUGUAAAAUUUGUACGUGCGUUCAGCAUGAAGCAAGCGAUGGAAAUAGGCAUGCCUGUGUUGUUUGGGAUUCUGGAAACAAAAUGCCCAGCUUGUGCCUUAGAUGAGGAUGAAGCAGAGUAGAGGUGUGAGAUGGAGAUGCAAAUAUCAAUGCGCAUGUGUGACAAAAACUACCCACCCCCAAAAUGCGCUAUUAAGUUUCUACAUCAGCAGUGGCAAUGGGUAUAGAAUAGGCUCUUUUUACUUACUGAAAAUACAAAUCAAAUGUUUAAAAACUACAGGGUGGCAUUUUGAUGAUGAUGAUGAUGUUGUGCGGAUGAUGUGAAAAACAUCUGCAUGAGCAGCACCCUAAUCUGAAAGCAACUUGAGGCUGAGAAAUAAAAGGGAUACUGCCUCUGCCUCUCCCCUCCUUGAACCUCACUCACUUUUCUCUCACAGGACAGAGGUACAUUCAGGGCAGGACUUUGGAGUAGAAGCUGCCUUGUACCAAGCCAGGCCAUUGCUCCAUUUAGCUCAGUAUUGUCCACACAGACUGGCAGGCUUUUAGACUGAGUUGUCUCCCAACCCUAUCUAGCAGGUAUUGGGUAGAGACUUGUAUGGUUUUCGUAUAGCUCCAUGAAGGAAGAGGGCUCGAUAUAUUGGAUUUCGGGGCUAGGAUUAAUGUGGCAUGUGUGCAUCCAUCUCCUGUAGGCCUCAAUGUGUCUAGUCCUGCAGUGUUUGGCCUCAAAAGAAGGGUCCAUAUGGUGGUGGUGAUCUGAAAGGGUAUUGCUCCCUUCAACAUAUAGGAAUCUGCACCCUAUCCCUUUGUGAUUCAGUGCUUAUGGAUUCUUCCUGUGAAUGUAACACAAAUGGUACUAUGUCAUGGCAUACUGCUACUAUCUGAACAGUAAUUACCCUAAUAUUUGGAUCUAGAAGGUUUUAACAAUGUAUUUGGAUGGCAUGCAUAUCUGUGGUAUGAUAAGGUCAAAGCACAUAAAGCAUUUAAAAAUCAUAUUGUCAGGAAAGCUCUGUUCAAUGUUUGGAUAAGAUAUAAGGACUUAUUGGAAAAUAAAACCCCAAGAUGGCUGUCACCGAUGGAAGCGAAAGCCUUGAAAAAGCUCAAUAUGGAGGUCAAAUGGCCGAAAUAUUGGGAAAUUUUAGAACAAUAUGGAGAUAGAUUGAAACUGCAGAGUUUUUAAAAACUAAAAACAAAGUGCGAGACUGGCUUCAUUAUUAUCAGAUAAUGGAGGCAUACAAUUUGGACAAAAAAAUUGGCUUCCAGGUGGAAAAAUCAAAAUUAGAAACAGAACUGUUAGAACCCAAAACUAAGAAUUUGUCAAGAAUGUAUAACUUGCUGCUGAAAUGGAAUACUCAGGAUGAAACGGUGAAAUCUGCUAUGAUUAAAUGGGCACAAGAUGUUGGACAUAAUAUUAUGUUUGCUGACUGGGAACAGUUAUGUACCACAGGUAUGAAGUUUACGGCAUGUAAUGCCCUAAGAGAGAAUAUUAUGAAAAUGAUAUACAGGUGGUACAUAACCCCAGUCAAGCUUGCAAAAAUCUACCAUUUGCCCGAUAAUAAAUGUUGGAAAUGUAAAGAAACUGAAGGUACACUCUUUCAUCUUUGGUGGACGUGCCCAAGGAUUAAGGUUUUCUGGGAGAUGAUUUAUAAUGAAUUAAAAAAGGUAUUUAAAUAUACCUUCUUGAAGAAACUAGAGGCCUUUCUCCUGGGCAUAGUCGACCAAUCGGUGUUAAAGAAGGAUAGAACUUUCUUUAUGUAUGCUACAACAGCAGCAAGAAUACUUAUUGCAAAGCAUUGCAAGACACAAGAUCUACCCACACUGGAGGAAUGGCAGAUGAAAAUGAUGGACUAUAUGGAACUGGCGGAAAUGACUGGCAGAAUCCGAGACCAGGGAGAAGAGUCGGUGGAAGAAGAUUGGAAGAAAUUUAAAGACUACUUACAGAAAUAUUGUAAAAUUAAUGAAUGUUAGAAUGAUGACGGAUUGAAGUUAAGCGGUUUCUAGCAGUAAUGGUUAAAAGAAUGGAAAAAUUGGCUUUUAAUAGGUAAAAAUUUAAUGUUAUAAUAUAUUAAGAUUAAAGAUUAGGAUUAAAAAGGAGGGAAAGAAAUUGCUGGACUAACAAACUGAAUUGGAAUACAAAAGAGGGAGGUAUGAGGAGGUCCGGGAAACAAGUAAACGUAAAAGAAGUGAUGAAAAGACGGAAUUGUUUUUAUCUGUUUUUUCUUUUUGUAUUUUGUAUUGUGUAUUUUUCUUUUUAUUGUUAAAUUCUUCUUUUUUAUUAAUGUGAUUCUUUUCUUGUGAAACUUUAAUAAAUAUCAUUUAAAUAUAUAUAUAUAUAUAUUUGGUGAUACUGCAUCAAUUUCUUGGAUCCUAGUCCAUCGCUCCUUUGGGGAUAUUCUAGUCACUCUAGCUUUAUAUCAGCUCAUAGGAAUAUCUAAGGACUGCUCCAUACUUAAUGGAGUAAAUGUGUGUGUGCAUUGCAUUGCAAUUUCUUUAUGGUAUAUAUAUGAUGGAUGAUCACAUUGUUCUUCCAUGACUGCUUUUUUUUUUUUUUUUUUUUUGUAAGCAUUCGUCCUGAUUUGUUUGCACAGUCUGUGGGGAGAUUGUACCAUGUCAGCUAUUUACUGAGCAUUCAUUCUGAUUUAUUUGCCAGGGACAUAAUAUAAUGUUGCAUGAAGCAAUUGUUAUCCCAUAUUUCCCGGUGCAUUUCCCCCCAUCACGUUCCCUAUCACAAAAGACCAAUUUUUUGGGUGGGGUGCAAGGAACACGUGUGUUGCGCAAGAGCACCAAAUCAGUUCUAAUUGUGCAACCUGAAUUUGCGCGACGGAAUCCCAUCCGAAAAUAGCAACAGUCUGGAAGUGACCCCUGUGCCUGCAAACACUCAACCAGUAAUGUGUGAAGCAGAAAAACAUUGAGUAGAAGAGUUUAGUGUCUUUAUGAUGGUAAACAAGAGCUGUUCCUUGUGGCUUCUGGCCCAAGGCUUCAGCAUGCUCAAUGGGGGCUUUGGGGGAAGGGUACACAGUAUGUCCUGCUUGUUUCUUCAGCUGGAUAAAAUAUAGCCCUCUCCUCAUGCUUCCUAGCCUCUGCCGAGUAAUCUGGGUGCUUUGAUGGAGAGCUGCGCUGAGCCCUGGGAGCCGAAGUGCUGUCAAUGGAUCAGGCACUAAUAAGAGGCGUGGGCUGCUGAUCCCUUCCAUUGGCAGAUAUUGUCACUCAUGCCAUCUGCUCCCUUUUCAAGCUGCCAGUUGCUCAUACGAUCCGUAUCAUCUUUGCUCUCCUCGUCCUCUGAGAACCCAGCAACAGCCAGAGCUGGGAUUUCCCAUCUAGCUUGCUGCGCUUACCAUCCUUUGCCCUAAUUUUCAAGGGGUGGGAGAAGUCGUUCGAAAGGGCAACUAAGCAUCAAAACGAAAGCCAAAUCAGGCCACUUUUUCAUUUGUGCAGCACAAUCCUAAGCAUGCUUACCCAGAAGUAGAUCUCAGUGGGCUCAAUCGGAUUUACUCCUUAAUCAGUAAGUAUGUUUAGGAUUGUUGCCUUAGGCUUGGGAUUUUGGAUGGAGUCAGAUAGCUCACAGGUGAUUUCAGUUCAGGAUUUUUUAUUUGUGAUAUUUACAGAGGCAUGGACUGUGAACUUCAUAGGGUGGAGGUCUUGGGGUUGCCAUGUAUCCCUUAAAAAAGAGAGAGAGACUGUUUAUUUAUUACCAUUCCCCCAAAAUUCAAUAGCAGUGCUUUCAUAGUUUUCUCUAAUGUCCUUUUUGAAAUUUUAUCCAACCUGCAUCCCUCGAGAGAUAAGGCAGGACUCCUCAGGUUCCUUCUCCUCCUGUGAAACACCCAUCCUUUUCACCUCAAAAAUUCAGUCCUACUGCUUUAUAGCAGAAAUCUGAAAGGGGCUGUAAAAUGCCUACAGUAAUCUACAGAGCGGACUUUGCUGUAACAGGAUUCACUGGCAGGGCAAAAAUAACUACUAGGAUUGUAUGAGCAAUAGAUCUAGAUUCCAAAUGGACUCCCACUGCUGUUACACCAUUGACUUCACUGUAGAAACUUCCAAACUAAGCCAGUUCUGAACGAGUCCCUGUGGUCACUAACAAAGGAUCAGGGUAUAAGUGGGAUUAAAUGCUUAAGGAGGUUGUGUUUCAAUCACAUGCAGGGGGUUAUAUUGAUCACCUGCUCUGGAAAAAUUAAGGGAGGAAUUUUCUCCUCAAAACAUGUUGAUGUGGUAGAUCAGGUGAGAGGCCAUGGCUGUGGCGGCAUGCCAGUGUGUGGCAUAGGUAGUAGCUGAUUUGUUGUUCCCAGGGAAUAAGAAAUAUAUAUUUCAUUCCUGAUUUAUUUGUACAGUCCUCGUUCCACAGUAAUUACUAUAAAUGCUUGCUUCAGGUCAAGGACUGAAACCUCUCUACCAGGAGAAUGUUAAUGCUGGCAGAAUUUAUUUAUUUUUAGUAAUAUUUGGUUAGGACAAAAGGGGGAGACAAUGUUAUUUGGCAGCAGUUGUUUAUGGCACCAUUUUGGCAACGGGUGUGCCCCACUGCCCAUUGGCUUGUAGGUAAAAAAAAAAAGUAUUGAAAACAGUCUAUUAAUGAAUGCAUUAGAAAACCAAUCUCAGUGGAAGAAUUAGCAAAAUGGAACUAAUUUGUGAACUUAGGGGCGGGGAAAUAAGGGUAGAAAAAUAAGCUUUGAAAUCUAGGUUGGUUGUUCAAGGAGCGCUUAGAUUUGAAAGGGGCAUGUGCAUGAAAUGCAGGGAGAGGCAAACCACCAAGGAUGAAUGUCCAAAUCUUGUAGGGAGAGGUGUGUCAGAAGGGCUAAAGCUCAGAAUGAGUGUAGGCUUGAAAGAUGUUGAAAAUAACAAAGGGGAUGAUUAUUAUUUUUAUGUUAGGAGCAAGAGGAAGAGAGGGAAAUGGUAGAUCUACUGCAUGGAGAAGAUGGAGAUAUGUUAGUGGGUAACAAAGGAGAAUAAACUGAUUAACUCUUACUUUGCCCCAGCCCUCUCUUCUCCCACAAGCGAUACUCUGCUCAGCCUUGCAAAGAUAGACCAAAUGAGAGAGAGAGGGAAGUUGCAGCCCAAGAUAAGUAAAGAGGCAAUAUAGCCCUCUAAAAGGUAAAGGUAAAGGUACCCCUGCCCGUUCGGGCCAGUCUUGCCAGACUCUAGGGUUGUGCGCUCAUCUCACUCUAUAGGCCGGGAGCCAGCGCUGUCCGCAGACACUUCCAGGUCAUGUGGCCAGCGUGACAAGCUGCAUCUGGCGAGCCAGCGCAGCACACAGAACGCCGUUUACCUUCCCGCUGGUAAGCGGUCCCUAUUUAUCUACUUGCACCCGGAGGUGCUUUCGAACUGCUAGGUUGGCAGGCGCUGGGACCGAACGACGGGAGCGCACCCUGCCGCGGAGAUUCGAACUGCCGACCAUGCGAUCGGCAAGUCCUAGGCGCUGAGGUUUUACCCACAGCGCCACCCGCAUCCCAAUAUAGCCCUCUAAACGAAUUCAAAUCUUCAGCACCAGAUUAAUUGCUUCCUAAUGUUUAUUUGUUUUCAUUUUAGUUAAAAUCAGUUAGACAUGGCCUUCCACUAGAAUGAUCACACAAGACAGGUUAUUUUUUUAAAAAACAAAACAUUAGAGCAACAGGUGGGGUACCCCAGGGUUCUGUCACGGGUCCAGUGUUGUUAAACAUCUUUACAAAUAACAUGGACAAAGGAUUAGAGGGAAUACACAUCCAUUUUGUAGAUGACAUGAAGCUAGGAGCGGUAGCUAAUCCCUUAGAAAUAAAAACAGGAUUCAGGUUGACUGGGUCAAAACAAGAUGAAUUUCAACAGAGAUAAAUGUAACAUUCUGCAUUCCAGUUGGAAAAACCAAAUGCACAUAGAAUGGGUGGCACGUGACUUGUUUGUUGAAUUUAUAUCACACCCUUCCUUGCUAAGGAGGCCAGGGCAGCAAAUAGAUACACAAUUUAAAAACAAAAACAAAGCAAAAACUUUCUGAAACAGAUUAAAACACUCUAAAAACAAUUAGAAUUAAAACAUCUAGAAGCAGUUGCAGUUGAAAACAUUUUAAAAGCAAUUACAGUUUAAAAGCAUACUUCCAUCCAACGAUCUUGAUGUAGCCAGAACUAGACAGAAGCACGUGUAAAAAAAGAUGAUUGUAGGGGUUUUAGUUGGCCACAAGUCAAAACAGGAGUUGGCAGUGCAAUGUAGCCACUAAAAAGCUAAUGCAAUUCUAUCAACAGAAAUGUAGUGUUUGGCUCCACAAGAAGUAAUGGCGCCAUUACUUUUUGCUUUGGUCAGCUUUGAUGUGAGAUAGUGUUCUGGGCUGCACAGCAUAUUGACAAAAUGGAAUGUGUUCAGAGACAAUGGCAACAAAGAUGGUGAGGAUCUGGAGACCAAGUCCUCUGGGGAAAGGCUGAAGGCACUGGGUAUGUUUAGCCUGAAGAUGAAAACAUUUAAGAGAAAAUAUCAUAGCUGUCUUCAAAUACUUGAAAGGCUGUUGCACGGACGAUGGAGCAAAUUUGUUUUCUGUUACUCCAGAUGGUAGGAUGUGAACUAACAGGUACAAAUGAUCAGAAAAGAGGUUUUGCCUUAAAAAGAGGAAUUACUUCCUGAUGCUAAGAGCUGUUUGACAAUGGCAGAAAUUAUAUUGGAAGGUGGUGAACUUUCUUUCAUUAGAGGUUUCUAAGCUGAUUGGGUGGCCACAUAUCAAGGAUGCUCCAGCAGUAGAUUUCUGCAUUGUCAGGGAAUAGGCUAGAUGAUAUCUGAGGCACCACCCAAUUUUAUUAUUCUUGGAGAACCAUAGCAUAUAUGCACCAUUUCUUAUUUUAAUCCAGGAGCUUUCCAAUCUCACUAUUCAUUCUGCUCUGAAAUGUAAUUUUCAGGUAACAAAAGUGCCAUGCAGUAUACAGCUUGCUAUUUGUCAUGAGAUGUAAGAAUAACCCAGGGCAAAAUGAGUUAAAUCUUAAACCAUAAAAAGGUUUAUCUUAGGGAAAACAGCAGAACAUAAUUUCAGAUAUAGAAAGCUACCUUUGCAAAAUUCCUGAAUAAAGCCCAACACUACGCAUGUGCAUUCAGAAGUAAGUCCCAUUAAAUUCAAUGGUACUUAUGCCCAGUUUGCAACUUUAGCUGAAGACAGUACAUGUUAGAAAUCAAGGCCAAAAUGCUGAAAGUUAUGAGAAAUCUUAACAUGCUUCCAGUAUGUUUACAGAUACAUUUGCUCUUUUCAAUCAGAGCACGAAACAAGAAUGACUUCUAUCCAUAUCUCUGCUUCCUACCAUAUUACUGCCCUUCAGCAACCAUAGAUUUGAAUAUAUCUAUCUCAUUCAGUCUCAAUGAGUCUGAAGCUUGGUCUGAAGCUCAACAUCAAAAAAACUAAGAUCAUGGCCACUGGGCCCAUCACCUCCUGGCAAAUAGAAGGGGAAGGAAUGGAGGCAGUGAGAGAUUUUACUUUCUUGGGCUCCAUGAUCACUGCAGAUGGUGACAGCAGUCAUGAAAUUAAAAGACACCUGCUUCUUGGGAGAAAAGCAAUGACAAACCUAGACAGCAUCUUAAAAAGCAGAGACAUCACCUUGCCGACAAAGGUCCGUAUAGUUAAAGCUAUGGUUUUCCCAGUAGUGAUGUAUGGAACUGAGAGCUGGACCACAAAGAAGGCUGAUCGCCAAAGAAUUGAUGUUUUUGAAUUAUGGCGCUGGAGGGGACUCUUGAGAGUCCCAUGGACUGCAAGAAGAUCAAACCUAUCCUUUCUUAAGGAAGUCAGCCCUGAGUGCUCACUGGAAGGACAGAUCCUGAAGCUGAGGCUCCAAUACUUUGGCCACCUCAUGAAAAGAGAAGACUUCCUGGAAAAGACCCUAAUGUUGGGAAAGAUUGAGGGCACAAGGAGAAGGGGGUGACAGAGGACCAGAUGAUUGGACAGUGUUCUCGAAGCUACUAAAAUGUGUUUAACCAAAUUACGGGAGGCAGUGGAAGACAGGAGUGCCUGGUGUGCUCUGGUCCAUGGGGUCACGAAGAGUUGGACACGACUAAAUGACUAAACAACAACAAAUCUCAUCUAGAAUUCUGGUUCAGGUUCAGGAAGUGUCAUCAAAAAUUAGAUGUUUGUGAGCCAAUAAUAAAUAUUUUGAUGAUCAUAAUUGAAAUUAUAAUCAAAAUGCUUUGGAUUAGCUCAAAACCGACAAAUUUUUAAUGAUAGUAUCUAUACGAAAAACAAAUCUCUCUUCCUGUAUAUAAAACAACAGCAGUGAUGCAAUGAUGACAUCAUUUCACAUAAAUAUCUGUUCCUAGCUUGGAGACAGGAAGUAGGUUUGGGAAUGGAGGAAGACACAGGUUUCUCAUAAUAUUCACUUGACCUGAAAAUACCUGAAAAGUAUAAUGAUUAAAAGGGUGGGUUUGAAUUAUUCCUCAACACAUCAGAGUGUCAUAUUUGUCUCACUUGACCUUUAGCACUAGGAGGCCUGACUUUUUAAAAAGUUAUCAAUUGACCAAAUGUCCUGAAUAAACAGGACAACGUAUUUUUUUCCUUCCAUUUAUUUUUAUUUUUUUAAUGAAUGCUUAUUUCAGUACUAAUGAGGCAACGAUGUAUAUGCUAUGCGUGUAAACUGGAGUUUGUGGCAAAAUGUAAUGGCUUUUGCUAUUGCAUGAGCGCCUAUGGUUUUGUUUCUUUAUUUUUCUGUAUGAUUUCCAAGGAAUAGCUGAGGUUCAGAAUAAAAGUCCUUUCAUAAAUAUCGGUUUGCAGUAUUUGGGACUUACCCACUUUUUGCUGUGUAUUAAAGCGACAAAGCCAAGCCAAGCCCUGUGUGUCUAGGACCAAUCUUAGGCUGUGUAUGUAGUCCUGUUUACUCUGCAUCCAGUGCGCCCCCACAGCUGGUUUGCAAAGAGGUAUGCACACAGUGUUAGCCACAAAAUCCAUGUGCAUCCUAGCAUUUUUUAAAUUGAAUACAGUGUUUUGAUAUGUUUUCCCCUGGUAAUGUAUUUGUUGUGCACACAGCCUAAUACCCACAACCAAUAAUUACUACAUACCGGUAAUUGAAGUCUGUGGUUCUCUCUCUCUCUCUCUCUCUCUCUCUCUCUCUCUCUCACACACACACACACACACACACACACGGUCUCCUGUUCUCUGCCUCAGAGGGGUCUUUUUCUGGAGCCUUUGUCUGAGAGGAAAGAGGAGCCCUCCAAGCCCAGCAAAUGAAAGCAGAGGCCUGAUGGCUUCUCUUCUGUUGUCUCGCCUGCCAUAACUUGUUGUUGUCCCAAACAAAGCCCCAGGUUUUCCUGGCACUCAGUCUCUCAGGCAAGAAUAAAGGCGCUGGAGUCUAAAUAAGCCCCCUGAGGACUCUUUGAUAGGGACAGUUGCCGCCUGGGACAGCUGAGAAAGAUCAGAAAGGGGGGUGGGUGUCCAGUGUCUGCAUUUACACAGCUGUUGCCUUCUCGCCUCAUCACUGGGUUAACUAGCAUUUUCAGCCUGUUUUCCUUAUGGAUUUUCAGAAGGGACCUAAGACCAUUUUGGCUCGGGUUAUUGAAGAAACAAAAGGGGAGGGGGGCAGCCCAUGCCCUCCGCUGCUGCUGCUUCUGUGUCUCCUCGUUUCCCUCAGAAGAGGAUGAUUAGGGACUCUGGUUGGGGGAGGGGAAGCACAUGGGCUGGCACAUCACUGUGUGGGUUUGCAUUCCACAAAUGCCUCCGAUGAUGCGCCUGACGCAGAGAGCCACACACAUUAUUAGCAGGAAGGUUGGAUUUGAGGCAGCAUGGUGGAGGUUGCGCAGAGGGCAACGCUAGACCAAACAUAGAUCCAACAGGCAAAUCAACACAGGCAGAGCAAGGAGAGGAGUCUUUUGGAAAGGUCUUGUUUCCAAGAUGAGGAAAGAAGCAGAAAGAUCAGGUUGAUUAAUCUUAAGCAAAGUGAAUUAUUAUUAUUUUUGUGGACUGCCAAGGAUGGGGCAGAGCUGCUCUUAGGAAUCACAGAACUGCAGUCAGAGAAAAGCAAGGAGCCUGAGGGGAAUUAAGGCACAGAAGCAAACGAAGUUCAUCAGCACCGCUUACCUAUGUUCUCCUUUUUCUGCUCAACUAAGACUAACCCUUUUUGUAUAUGGAGAUGGGGUGGACACACAAAAAGAAGCUUGGCCUCGUUUGGCCCUUAACUACAAGGUUUUUAAAGUAUGUUGGUUCCAUCAAAUUCUGGUAUCCCCAGAACUUAGAUUUCCUUGCUGAAGAGUUUUGGAAACUUUCAGUUGAGGUUUUGUGGUGGUACGUAUCUCACAUGGGAGCAUUGCUGUUUCUGAUGCAUGUGGCAGCAGGCACCCUCACAUGCCUCCUCUUGAAUAUACAUUGCAUCAUCAGAUGGUUUGACAACAAUCAAACACAAAGAGCAUGUAUCUGUUCUCUUCAAAAUUCAUUUGAAAGCACGUUCUGUGAGACGUGGAUAGAUGUUCCCCGUCCUUCCUAGUGCUUAUAAAGACUAGAAUGAUUCUUUGAUCUGGAUGGUACUCCAGGAACAUGAGAGCCCUGAUGUCUUCGCUGAAACAGUCAAUCAAUACUGGCUGCUCCCUGGGUAUUGAGCAUUAACUUGUUAUUGUUGCCAGUGUGAUGGAGGUGAGAGUGUCUUGCCUGCUGAACUUCCUAGCUUGCAAUAAUGGCUCCAGAGGACGUUUCUGUCCAACAGUUUUAAUACUGAGUAAGUGAGCUUGGAAUGCUUUCCCCUUUCCUACGUUUGAAGGAUAGACAAGGCUCCAUUGCUGGGGCUGCAGUUUGUCCUCCUAUCUCUGAAUCCACUUGACAGCCUGAAUGAGGCUGCUCCAUAAAGAAAGGGAGCGAAGGCCUUUGACAGCUGCUGUGCUCACUUCUGCUCCACCAGAAGCAAAAGGGUAAAAGGUGACGUCUGUACAAAGGUUUGCUGUGCGACCACUGAGCAAAGUGACAGAUUCAUGGCACAAAAAGCAGACAUGGGAAACCUGUCAUCAGUACACUUUGGACACAUCCAAACUGGCAGUUUUUCACACAUCUGCUGAAAAUUGUAUGAGCUUGUACAGUCUGCAUCCCGUUCCUUUUUCCUGCAUUCUGCUUCUUGAGUCCCCCCCCCCCCCAGCACCCGCCAUCGCUGCCACAGAAAUGCUUAUUAAAGGGACAUAAUUUUCAGUGUGUUUUUUUAUUGAGUGUGGAGCAACUCUGCUCCUCAUCUUUUUUCCUCAUCAAAGCGUUUUUUAAAAAUAUCUUAAAUGACUGCGAAUGUACAUUAUUGUACUCAUGCACCUACUGAAUUAUGUGUGUUAAGCUCUUUUAGCCAAAACCAAAUAUACUUAGAAGCAACUUCGUGAUCCUUUCUCAAUCUUCCUUGUUGCAAAAACUUAAUUUUCCAGCAAGCUGCAAUAACUUAUUAUUGUAUGCACACAUAUAUAUACUUCAGAAAUUUCUUAUUAAGUAAAAAUAAAACAAAAACGAUAUCCAAACCCACUCUGGCAUUUUAAGUGCACCUCUUAAGGGCUGGCUUUUUCCUCACCACAUGCUCUGGCCAUCAUUUGCGGCUCUGAUGCAGAUUCCUUAUCUUCAUGAGGCGUGGCUGAUUGCAAUCUGGGCUACGGCCUUCUGUGUGGUGGUGCCCAUUCUGCCAAAUAGUUUGGCAGGCAAAGUGCACCAGGCCCCUUCACUGCUUGGUUUCAGGCAAGGGGUAAGGAUGUUGCUGUUUAAAAAAGUCCUUCAGCUGAUUAUUUUUCUGCCUGAUGCUUGGCUGUGUGCAAAUUAGUACCAUGACUUUUGUGAUGUUAAUGGCUGGGUUCAGAAAAAGUGAUUGUUUUAUAUUUGAAAUAUUGUUUUUGGUAUUUGGAUUUGUUAGCUGCCUUGAAUUCCUUCGAAAGUAGGUGGAAUGCAAGUUUUUAAAAUAAAAAUGAAACAAAAAAGUUAUUGUCUAGCUUCCUCAAAUAUGUAAAGACCCAAACCAAAAUAGAAUGAAUGGGAUGUAGUUACAGUGUGUUGUAGAGCCUGUCCAGACUUUUUUUUGGGGGGGGGUACAUUUGUGAUAAUUUGUGUUCAUGAUGCUUUUGGUGCAGUGACACAUGACCCUGCUUUCAAUACCGUGGAAAAAGCUUUGAGGUUGUAAUAUCGCUUCAUUUCCAGUCAAUGCAUAUCCUGCAAUCUUCUGCUGAUAUCCUGAAACUUUUAUUUAAUGCCUGGUUUAUUUUUAAAUGCUCUGGUUUAUUUUCGUCCUGCAUUUGUUGCGCUAUAGCCUCUCAGGCCAGCAAUAAUGUGGUAACAUUGGGGAAGCAUUGCAGAACAAACGACAGUCAUACCUCAUGUUACAUUUGCUUCAGGUUGAGCGUUUUCAGGUUGCGUCCUGCGGCGACCCAGAAGUACCGGAAAGGGUUACUUCCGGGUUUCGCCACUCGCGCAUGCACAGACGUGCAAAAUGACGUAAUGCGCAGAAGCAGCAAAUCGCAACCCGCUGAUGCAGGUUGCGUUCCUUUCAGGUUGCGAAUGGGCCUCUGGAACGGAUCCCGUUCGCAACAGAGGUACCACUGUAAAGCAGAAUAAAUCCACCCACUAAUGCACUGUUAUUGUCUCAAUAACAUGUUGCAGAAGACACCCGCAAUAAAACACUAAUCUGCAGGGGCCCAUAGCACAGUGGAGAGAAUGUUGGACUAGGACCAAGGAGAGAGACCUGGGGAAAAUACUAGGACUGGUUGGUUGGUUGUGGCAGAUUGAGUGUUGUUGUGCCCUAAAGGAAAAAGUGAAAGGAACUGUGACAAGAGUGAUGGUCUGGCUGUACCUUUAAUAGCAGCUGAGGUAUAGAAUCAGAAGCUUUGAUGAAUAUUUCAGACUUUGCCUGAUACUUGCCUGGUACAGUAGUAUCUGAAUUCCAAAUUGUGCUUUCAUCCAGCAUGUGCCAUGUCUCUAAAUGCCUGCGCUGGAUCAUUUGAGGGCCCUCCUUUACAUGCCUCACCUUGGCAGUGAGGAUGUGUGUGCAGAUUUUGGUUUAUAUUUAUUGCCUAGCCCAGAAUGAUUAGUUAGGAUUACAGUAAAUUGCUGGCAGUAGAUUGUUCUGAUAAAAAGAGCUGUGCAUCUACAGAAGGCCUCGCAUUCUGUAAUGAACGUGUUGACCUUAAUUUUACAGUAUUAUCUUUCUUGAAUAAAGUAUUAUCUUCCUUUUGAGAGGCUUCGUGAACGAGCCAGCUGAACAUGUAAAAUGCGUUAACUGUGUCGUAAUUCCCCUUCUGUGUCAGUUGCGAUUUCUAACCCUCUCAAGUGAACUGAAGUUACCUUGCAAGCCGAAGUGGGCCUGAGUCCAUGAAAGCUUAUGACAUAAUACAGUUGCCUUCAAGGUGCUGUAAGACUAAUUGCAUUUUUUGCUGCAACAGGCUAACAUGGCUUCUACUCUAUGUUGCAAGACAAAACACAGGAGGAGGAACACCUCCGGUCCACUUGGUUUGCAGAAAGUUGAUAAUCUUGCUCCUAUUUUAUAGCUGUAGUUCUUGGAUUCACAAAAAAACCUAUAAUGGAGUAACUAGUCUAAACAUUGAGAGGGAACUCUGCAGAAAACCCAGGAAUUAAAACCAGAUGAUCCAAAGAAUCUCUGAGGCAACUGCAUUAAUUCAAAGAUUCUCCCUUUACAAAGAAAUAGAUAUCAAAAUAGGGUUGGGGGUGUUGCUAGAUCCUUAAAAUUCCAUGGUGCAAAUUUGCAUAUGCUAAUUUAUAGAUAUAGUUGAGCAUUUAGGCAUUUUUUUAGAGGGAGAGCCACCCUGUAAACAAAGUAAAUAAAACCAAACUUUUUAAAAGUUAAUAACAACAGGGGGAAGGGGCUGAAGAUCCUCAGCCCAGUCCAAAAGUCUUGAGGGUUGCCACAAGUGAUGGUGGAAGAGAGGUUGAGAGUAUUUGGGUAAAAAUUGUAGGAGAGGGAAACAACAGCAACUUUUCUGUGCGAGUCUUCUAUAGAGCACAAAGCUGUACUGAAUACAUGGCUGAUGCCUUUCUAGAACAGAUUACCAAACAUUCAGAAAAGAGAGAUAUAGUAGGGAAAUUGCAGUCAAACAUAACUACGCAUAAGUGCUAAUUACCGCACAAAGGGUUAAGAAAAUAGACCUGGAUUCCUAGACUCUGCUAUGUCCCCCCUUCUCCGAUGAGAAAGUGAAGCCUUCUCUUCCUGUUCCCACUCAUUCCACUCCAUGUAACUGACAAAGGAAAAUGUUUCUAAGCAAGCUCUAAGCUUAGGGCACGUGUUUGAAGCUAUAUUUCUGUGUUUACUACCCAAAAAUAUUCUGCCUAUGUUCUCCUUGCUGCUGCUUGGAUAAAUGCAUGAAUCUGACCUUUGGAAUGUUUUGUAAGUGUUUUAAACUUAAUUAACAGGGUAUGGUCUGUUCAUUGUAAGAAGGGUAGAAAGAGAGCAGCACUGUUUGCAAGUGGAUGAGAUGGGAUAAAAGAGUCUAACAACCUAUAUUCCUAGGACUAUACUACUGCUUGACUUUUGUGUAAGUUCUACUACUGGGGACUCUCUCUUGCUGGCGGGUGAGUUUAGCCCUGUGUUUUGAAUCCAGGCACCCAGCCUAUUAUUUUGCUGUUUACCCCACACAUGUGGGUCACAGGGAUUCAUAUUCCACCCCUCACCCCCCACACCCAUAUAUAUGGUAUCUAUGAUAUUCAAGAAUUUCGCUCACUUGAACAGCAGCCAGCCAUGCAAUACACUGGAGGUGAGGGAGGGAUUACACAGCUGGUCAUUUCCAUCACAUAUCUGAACAAAAUGGAGAUCAAUUGUCCAGCAGGACAUGGUACUGUGGCUUUGACCCAGGGUUCCCCACUUCAUACCAUCCAAGAUCUUUGCAAAUAGACUAUCGAAAUAAACUUGUUGAGAGGCAGGAUAUUCUUAAAUGUCACCUACCUUUUAACCCAGAUUGCAUAUGUAUAUCAUCGUUGUAUGUUCUCCUGUUGGAGGGAGUUUGGGAUAUAAAUCUGAUUAAUAAAUCAUAAUGUUUGACUGAGUUUCUCUGAAGGGUUUUCAGUGAAUUGCAUCUGGAAAGGCUGCUAUGUUUCCUUAUGUGAUGCUUCUCUUCAUCGUUGUAAUCAUUAUCCUCCAGGGCGCCCUGACUCUGAGACAAGAAGCAUCAAAGGACGUUGCAUGAAACUCAACCACUGCUUCCUCAUCGCUGCAGCCCUGCCAACUCGCUGGGCUGAUUUACAAGCAAGGUUCCUUCUGAGGCUCUUUUAUUUCUCUCUCUGCAUCUACAGAUUUGGCGCCUUCCGCUCCUGCUAGACCCUGGGUGUUGGUUUCCUUAGGAGCAGACCCAUGCAUUCCUACAUCAUGGCAUCACCAGAUAGGAUGAGUGGCUCAGAUAAUGGAUUAGACGAAGCAGAACUCAGCAUCACUCUCACCCUUCGAAUGCUUAUGCAUGGAAAGGUAAGUAAACAGAGACUCCCGUAUUAGGUUGUGAUCCUGAUUUCGUUAGGGUCCAUAGCAGACCUCUCAUUGGAUCAGAUUUGCUGUUUGCCUUGGCGGGGAACAUUGGCCAUGAUGCAAACCUAAGUCCCCAAACUCAGUGAGCCACUACCCUAUUUCUAAAUCAGGAGGGCACCUUGAAAUACUAGUCACAUACACACCAUAUAUUUAAUGUACACGAUUCUCCCUCCAACUUAGUUAAGGGUGCUGGGAGUUGUAGUUAUUUUAUAGGUAAACUACAGUUCCCAGGAUUCUUUGGGGGAAGCCAUGUGCUUUAAAUGUAUCGUGCGGAUGUGAUUCUUUCCUACACACAAUACCUCUUCUGUGUGGGGAAUCUUGAGCUGGAAUUACAAAAUAGACUCAGCAGAAGACGUUGCCAAGGUGUCUGGAUUAACAUGUAAAUUCACCGUAACAUUUUUUAUUUGUAAAGGCUCCAAUAAGGAAGGUCUUGAGAUUGCCAAUGUCUGGGAAGAGGGAUAUCCCUCUCAUUUAAGCUGUCAAAUCCUGAAUGACCCAUGUUUUCCAUUGGGGGUGGGGUGGGGAUAAGAAAAGUGCUGCCUUCUCAUUUUCUGGCAGAAAGUAUACAGACAUCGCCAAACUCCUGCUGAUUUGUAAAUCUCCCUUAAUUCAACUUCUCAUGUCUUUUGUGUUUCUGCAGGAAGUUGGCAGUAUCAUAGGCAAGGUAAGAUUGAUGUAGGCUCUUGUGUGUGGCGGCUGUUUCUUUGUUGCAUCUGUGAAGCUGCGGAAGUCUGACAAACUUUUUUGUCCUUAAUCCAACAGAAAGGAGAGACUGUGAAGAGGAUACGGGAACAAGUAAGUGUGGAAGUAAUUCCAUUCUAGAUUGGAAUUGGCUGCCGGUCAAACAUGGAAUGGUGUAGAAUGCCUAUAUGAUUCUGGACAUUUUAUCUGGAAAAAGGUUUUUUUGUGAGGAAAGUGGGUAUCCUGAAUGAGAAUUGAGAAGAGUAUGCAGAGAAAUGUGAAGAGGCACAAGGCAGGGGAGCAGCCUGCACAAGCCUUGUUUGUCAGCAUUUCUUUAAAAUUCAGAUGAAGUUUAAAGUUACAUGAUUAUUCUACAGAGGGGAAAUACCAUAGCUCAGUGGUAGAUAACAUUUUGUGGAUGCAGAAAACUCCAGGUUCAGUCCUUGGGGUUCUCCAGGGAGGACUGUGAUUUGGAAAAGGCUUUUUUCCUCUGAAACCCUGGAGAGGGAGCCACUGCGAACUAUUGUCAACAAUAGAGCUAGAUAGAUCUGUUAUCUGGCAAAGGUGAGAUGCAAAUCAGUGACUUGAGAUGCAGAAAGAUCCCCCCCCCCAUUUCAAGUCACAUUUUUACAUUGCUGUACACACCAGAGAGGGGGCAGGGAUGUCUUUGCCCGCUGCAAAUUACCUGAUUUAUUUAUCUGUGCUUUUAAUCCCCUGAACACCUAUUCAGUGAAGUGUCUGUGCAGGUGCAACAGCUAUCUCAAUGGUCAUGUGUGCACAGCCUCAGUGUGAGGCAGCUUCCUGUGUUCCCUAGAGAGGCAAGCGUGUCUCUCUCUCUCUCUCUCUCUCUCUCUCUCUCUCUCUCUCUCUCUCUCUCUUAGCUGCAUGUCUGUAAUAUGGAGCCCAUCUUACAGGAUUCUUAUAUCAACAAAGCAUUCUAAGCACUUAGUAGCAAUGUUAAAUUAUUAUUAAUGACAUUACUCGUGGUUUGCUUUCUUAGAGUACAGCCAGGAUCACAAUUUCAGAGGGAUCGUGUCCAGAACGGAUCACCACUAUCACAGGAUCCACUGAUGCAGUUUUUAGAGCUGUUUCCAUGAUUGCUUUCAAGCUGGAAGAGGUAAGGUGGUCACUCAGUUCUGCCUCCACAUGGCGGAGUCUCCUCCUCACAGAGUUUCAGUGCCUUGUACAGAUGAAACUGAAGGAUGAGGUACCAAAAGAAAUAUGUUUUUCCUCCACAUAUCCAGUGGCGUAGCGUGGGUUGUCAGCACCCGGGGCAAGGCAAGUAAUUUGCGCCCCCUAACCUGUGGAUUUUAGUAGGGGCAGAGAGCUGCGAGUGCGAGCGCCCCCCCCCCGAUGUUGCGCCCGGUGCGGCCGGCCCCCCCUGCACCCCCCACGCUACGCCACUGCACAUAUCAGUUUAACACACACACAGAAACAAAAAGGCACAACAGUCACAUCCUAGAUAGCAGGAGAAAGCAAAAUGCAUGAGAAUGUUCAACCACAUAGCUCAUUGAAAGAUUAUGACUAAACAUGGAAAGGGUUCUGAUAUACUUACCUUUGCAUGUAGGAGUUAUCUUUUUAAUGAUACUGGCAUGUAGAGUCAGGAGUUGGGCGGGGAGUUAAAUCAUGCUCCCAAUCAUGACACAGGUUAGGAGAUCAGGCCAUGCUAUGCCUGGAAAUCAGUGUGGAAUGUUAUUGGCUGGUUGCUCCAGGGUUUCUACAAUCUGAAUAUCAUCAUAUGGAUUCUAGAAAUGCUGGGGAAAAGAACCAGACCAUUUGAGUGUCAUGACAGCAGUGGUGUAUCCGGAAUGGUCCUAUGCACACUACUACCAAAAAGGUGAUUCUGAAGGAACCCACUGAAUCUUGAACCUCAUGGUUUUGUUUCAGGAUCUGGGAACAGGAGCUGCCAAUGGAGGAACUGUCACCAGGCCACCUGUCACACUGAGGCUGGUCAUUCCAGCCAGCCAAUGUGGCUCGCUCAUUGGCAAAGCAGGAGCCAAAAUAAAGGAGAUCCGAGAGGUAAAAACUUUGGAAAUCAGUUAUCUGAGGUCUUCUCCUAUUGCUUCAUUCCUCUCCAUGCCAUGGACAAGAACACCUGUUUCUUCUACGUUUGUUUUCUGUACCUGAACCAUUUUUCUUCCUAGUUUUCAUAUUUGCUACUCAUCCUAAGCUACCUGAGUGAACUUUUAUAAAACUAGGAGCUGCCAUUCCCCUGCAUUAACUCCCCAGAGCUUCCCCUUCCCACCCCAUGCAGCUACUAAGCUCACUUUUCACCCUCCCAACCCCAUUUCUGGGCUUCUCUCAUCUGUUCUGCAGCUCCACUUUACACCUGUUUGCACCUCCACCCCCAUUUCCAUGCCUUCCCCCUCCUUUUGUGCAACCCCCCCUUGUACACAAACCACCCCCAUGGGAACCCUCUGCUUCUUCCUCCACCCACACAUUGCAAAUAUGAAGCACCCUUUUUACCUUCUGCCCAGUUCUGAAGCCACCAUCUCCGCCUAUUCUGCAGUCUUGCAUGCUCAUGCUUUUCUCUUCAACCCCAUUUCCUUGCCUCCUUCUCACCUUUACUCCUUUCCCCCCUCCACCUGCCUCCUUACUUUUCUCAAUUCUUUCUUGCACAUAGAUCACCCCCCCCCCGCAUUUCCAUGCCUUAUGCCAGGGGUCCUGCAACAUGCCUGUCACGAUGCCCAUGGUGUGGCCCAGACCCACUGCCGGCUAGCUGGCCCCUCUGUCCAUGGCUGUGCCAGGUUUACCUCAGCCGCGGGUGGCAAGACUUCAGAUUGGCUGCAGGAACUUCCUGCAGCUAAUCCGAAUCUGCACCAGCGUUGCCGCCUGCCCAGAAGCCGUGCCAGCGUCGCGGAAGUCAGUCCCCGCGUGGCAAGGCAUCUGCAGCGCGCAGGGACUGACCAAGCGGGCAGCAGGGUCCACGGGCUGGAUUUAUGAGCCUGGGGGGCGCAUCUGGCCCCCGGGCUGUAGUUUGCCGGCCCCUGCCUUAUGCGCUCUCCUAUUGUGCAGCCACUUUUGCGCACACACGACAUUAUCACCUUUGUCCUCCUUUUCCUACUUCCUACUUACAAAUCUCCCUUCCACACAGACCUCCCACAUUUUCAUGCCUUUUCCUCUCUCCUGUUCUGCAAUCUCCUAUCAGCAUGGGGUGUGUGUGCAAAGCUGAUAUAUGUUACUGCAUCUUUAAGAGCAAAGCUGUCAUUUGGCUUGCUCAGUUAGGGAAAAUUUAAUGGAUGGAUGGUGUGUGUGUGUGUGGUUGGUUGGUUGGUUGGUUGGUUGGUUGUUAAUAACAUAUUGUCAGGGACUCUUAAUGAGUGUGUGGUGGAGGGUUGGAGACUGAUCCAGGGGAGGGGACCAGUGAUUAAUGGGGUUUGGUGCCCCUCAUGAGCCACGAAUGAAAGAGGAAAAAAUCUAAAACUGCCAUUUUUUCCCCUUUCACUGUCUGUCCUUUCUCACUGUACUCAAACAGCAGCAGAAAUUUGAGUAAAGCAGCGGUAGAGGGUCACAGAAACGAAAACUGGUUUUAAACAACAGCAGAGGUUUGAGGAAAGCAGGGAUAGAGAGACAUUGAGUUGUUUAUUUUUUUAAAAAAGCAGUUUUAGUAAGGAGAAAUAGAAGAGGUGGUAUACAAAUUUAAUAAAUAAGUAAUAAACAAAAUUUUGAGCUAAACUACAAACAUUUCUUUGAGAGGGUCUGAUGAAUUCUUUUAAUUGUGUGUGAAUUAAUCUCUGCUUAGGAAAUCAUACCAUUAGAAGAAGACUCUGAAAUACUUCCCUUCUAGUGAUCCAUGUGCUGUUUCUGACCUGGCUGUUCUCUGGGUGGGCAGGGUUCAUUAGAAUGCCCAGAAAGACUGAGAAUUUGCUUUUGGCCCCUAAUGCAGACCACAGGAGCACAAGUCCAAGUGGCUGGAGACCUCCUCCCCAACUCCACCGAGAGGGCUGUGACAGUCUCUGGAGUACCAGAUGCCAUCAUCCAGUGCGUGCGACAGAUCUGCGCUGUCAUCUUGGAGGUAUGGGUCAUUGGGUCCACCUCACCAGGCGAGGACAACAUUCUGCAAGUUGUGGAGAAGUGGUACCGCAAGGCUGGGUAUCUACAUCUCCAAAUUAGACUGUCCUACAUUUCCUUCCAAACACACAUGGAGAAUUGUUAGAAAAUGCCACCCCGUUGGUGAUAAUACGUAUAAGCUGGCUGCGUCCCUUCCCAGCUGGUUUUGCUGUACCUUCUGAUGCUUCUGUAUCUUGGGUCCCUGCUUCCUUUCCCUUUUCCUGCACUUCUCUUUCAGCUGGAGCCCAGAGCUGGAGCUUUGUUCAGAGACCAGGGUUAUCAGCCAUAUCUAGCGUAAGGAACAGUACUGCCUUUGUGACAUUAGCUGCCAUUGCACCAAUCAGCACUCUCAACUAUCAUUGCCCCCUUUCUUAGGACACAGUUGAGAAUGAGGAUUGGUGCUAUGGGUGCUGAUGUCACAAACAUAAGUCACAUUGGCUUUUGACCCCUUAAAGCAGAAGAAAUCAGUGAUAUUCCCCUUUGAUUUUUUCAACCCUUCAAAGCAGAUUUGGGGAGGGGUGCAUAUGGUGUGUGUGGGGGGGAGUUCUGUUUUGCUGGUGUAAAUCCUUAACAGCUGGAUAUUGCCCAAUAUAAUUCAUUUAUAUCAUUGUAAAUCUGACCAAAGAAGCAGCAGCAGGGGUGUAUACCUGCAGGCAGUUCUCCUCAUCAAUAUCCUCCUACCUAUCUGCCUUUCUACUCUAAGGGGAAAAUGUACCGGAUCCCUGUAUCUUUUCCCCUGUAAGGAGAAGAACAGCUGGGUGGGUGUUUUGAUCACAAAAAUGUGUCCAUGGGGAAAGGGUUAAACAUACUUUCCCUACUAUGCUACUGUUGAAUCAGAAAGAAAGAAAGAAAGAAAGAAAGAAAGAAAGAGGAAGGAAGGAAGGAAGGAAGGAAGGAAGGAAGGAAGGAAGGAGGUGGAACCUUGCACCAAGUCUGAACUUUGCUCCAUCUAGCUCUGUUGUCUUCACUGGCUGGCAGCAACUCUCCAGCGCUUCAAAUUGGGAUCUUUCCUGGCCCUGCCUGGAGAUGCCUGGAGAAUCAAACUUGGGACCUUCUACAUGCAGAACGGAUGCUCUGCCACUUAGCUAUAGUCCUUUCCUUCAGCGGCUGCUCACAUGUCAGAUCUAGUUUGGCCCAUAGUGAACACUGUUUGCAGAGCUGAAGAUGAAUUCUGCCCUAGAUGUCUCAUGGUAGCUUCAGUCUGCAUGAAUGGCACCUGCAGUAACUCUGACAGCCCUGUCAAAAGUUAGUUCCAUCAGUGGAAUAUAUAUCACCCUUUCCUUGUUGACAGUGUCAAGAAGUCACACAUUGCUCCUUAAGACAAUGCAUGUGAAAUCACUGAGUCAGAUAAUAUCCUCUGAAAACCUCCAGCGUAGGAGGGUGCACCAUCCCUCGAGGUCACUGGUUCCAUGGCAGAAUUGCUGUUAUCAGGGCCAGAUUUUGGUAAUAUGGUGCCCUGAGCAAGGACAAAAUUUGGCAACCCCCCCCCCCCCAAUAUUUCCUAUUUUCACAAUUAUUCAUUUUGGUACAGUUGCUUUUUAAUCUUCUUAGUAGGUACCUGUAUAAAUAUAGGUAUUACUAUUAUUAUUGUUGUUAUUAUUAUUAUUAGUAGUAGUAUUUUGUUCCCCCUUGGCUCAGCUCCCUAUGCGGGGGAAUCACCCACACCAACUUAAAUCUGGUGCUGCUGUUACCAUCAAGAUAUUUCUCCAUCUGAAAUUUCCCCUCCUGAAACUGAAAGUUAUUAGAUCUAGUACUGCUCUCUGGAGGAACUGAGAACCAGAUUUUGCCUUCUUCUGUGUGACAGCCCUUCCAAGAAUUUGAGGAGUGCCAUCAUGUCCCCCUCUCAGUCUUCUCUUCUCCAAAAUAAACAUACCAGCUCAUGAGGAAAGACUGAAAGAACAUACCUAGUCCCUUCAACCUUUACCUCAUGGGACUGUUUUUUUAAAAUUGCAGGCCACCUUUAUUGUUCUCCUCUGAACCAGGCAUCCCUAGGCACUACUCGUAGCAUAUCAUACCAAACAGGAGUUAGUUAAAGAUAUUCCCAGCCAGUGCCUAUUUUGCAACUCAAAUAAAUCCAUCGGAAUGCACAGGAAGUAACAAGGGUACUAUGGCCAUUAGGAUGUCAUGGGUGGGGGGGAUACUGAUGGGAUGGGAUGGAAGUGGCAUUGUGUAUAUGGUGCAGUGAUUCCUCCUUUGGUUUCCUUCAGUCUCCACCAAAAGGCGCCACUAUUCCCUACCACCCCAGCCUGUCCUUGGGAUCAGUUCUUCUUUCAGCCAAUCAGGUAAGGGACUCAUAAAUUCACAGGAGACCAUUUUUCGGUUGAGGUUAAAAAGAGAGAGAACCAUUAGGCUUUGGUUCUCUUGUUACCCUGUAAUCAAAGGGCGGGUAAGACUGCGUCCUGCCAGAUGUUGUUGUGCGGUGACAACUCCUUUCUUCACUGUCCAUUGGCCAUACUGGCUGGGGCUGAUGAGAGUUGGAGUUCAACAACAUCUGGAGAGCCACUGGUUUCCCCCACGCCUACAUUCACCACCACAUCAAAUAUCAAGCCAGAUUAGAAAGUAUCAGAAUGACUUAAUGGGUAUCGAUUUUACCUUUCCACCUUGACUUCUGGCUUCUUCCGUGUCAUGUGACCAAGCACUUGCUGUCAGAUCCCUCGGAGACCAUAUAUACAAGGACCAUCUUGGCUGUGAAUCCUAGGAAACUUGCUCCCUGCCUUGCAAGCCUUUUCCCAUCUGGCCUGGGAGGGCGGGGCCCUGACUGACUACAGCUGCAAAAGCUGAGGCUGCUGAACAGACUCUUGGUAUUGAUAGGGGGUUUUGUGGGCUGGGGGGAGGUGUUGCUGUUGUUGCUGUUAAUUUUUUGUAUGCUUAAACCAACAAUAGCGCAAUGGAAUCUUUUAAAGUUUACAGAGAAAAAGGAGAAUCUACGUUACGGUGAACCAGUUUAUAGGACGUGGGGAUUUAACAUGGAUAUUUUGCUAUAUGCCUAAAGAAAAUCUGCUAUUUUGUUAAAAGUUGUUUAUCCUUGCAAAAUUCUGCCCUGCUGCGAUGCACACAGUCAGGUUUAACAAAUGUUGCCACUCAAGCACAUCUGAGGAUUGACAGCCAGUAAAAAAUCAAAACUUAUUUACCAGAUGACCCAAAAUUGAGGCUGAAAAGUGUUGAUUGGCUGAAUAAAAUAAAAUGACAACUGUAUAAGAAUAAUUUAUCUCAGUGAGAUGGUGACCCAGUUCCCACACAAUGGUGCUAGACAAUAAGCCUAAAGCUUAUUGGUAUCAGCAGACAGAUUAUAUUAGGUGUAAAUCUGUAAUGUGCUGCCCCAUUUCAAAUCUACUUUAAGCUUUCAUUUACUAUGAAAUGAUGCAUAACUGAUUUGAAUUUUAUAUUAGGAGGAACAAUUACUCAUCUGCAUUUCAGCCAGAUGAAAUCAUCAUAAUUUGGGGUCAAUAGAAUAAACUAUUCUGAAUUUAAGUGAAAUAGAAGACCUAACACUCUGAGUUUGGAAAUACCAUAUAUUAAAGAUAAGAGGGAGAAUUGCACAGAUACAUCUGACUUCAUUAUUUACUAGUGUCCUCCUAGUGGUGCAGCUAUAAAAUUGCUUGCACAUUUGCAUAGCUAAGCAGGGUCCAGUAUGGUUUCAAAUUAGAUGGGGAAUCGUGUGUUGAGAUUCCUGCAUCACAGGGGGUUGGGCCAGAAGACCCUCAGGAUCCCAACUCCACAAUUCUAUGAUUAUAAUUAUCAUCUAUGUUUUAUUCUACAAUCAUUUUCUAAGGUUUUGUUUGUGUAUGUUCUAAAAGUUUAACUUUAAGCUUUUGGUGAGCAAAAUGAAUGAGAUUCACUCUUCCCAUAUUGCUUAUUCAUUUAUUUCUGGGUAGGAUGAUGAAACUGCUUAUGGAAUUUCUACAGCCUCUUUCUGACUGGUCCUAGUCCUUUCCUCACCUUAAAACUGACAUUUCAGUAAGCACAGUAGUUACCAGGAAGUCUACUUUCUUGCGAGCUUCUCUUCCCCGGCUCCCCAUUUCUUAUUUAUUUAAGUCCUUUGAGAUUUACCAUAAACAAAAUACAAAUGACAAGUAAGCCCAUCCAUUCUUAUUCUCAGUUCUGGCACCAGCACCCAGUGUAGGUAGGCAUUUGCCAAGGAUCAUUUACAGCAGCAAGGCCCCCUGGGGCUGAUGCCUUGCCUUGGCUCCCUGAGCUCUUGCUGGCCCUUAAGCACCUGGCAGCACCAGUGUCCUUGCAACCCCACUCUCUUGCUUGCUAACUUGUGAGCUGGCUUAUCCUGUGCUGUAAUGAGCCAGGAGCCACAUGGCUGCUCUGCUUCCGGUUCAUUUCAGCACCAGCACUGUGAGGGUAAGCCCACUCUCGUGGGCAAGCACAAGGGGGAAUCUGGCAGCUGCCUUGUGCUCACAAACAUGCAUGCUUACCUGGCAGCGAUGCCUCAUGAGCCUGCACAAGGGGGAGUGGGAGGCUGGUGGCUACUAACCGUGCUACCUUUACCAGAGGGUCAGAGUGGUGGCAAGCACUGGCAGGCAGCAAGGGUAGUUUCCCCAGCCCCCUUCCAAAAUCUGGAACUGGGCCUAUUCAUUCUCUUACAUUUUGGAUAGCGCUGUUCUCCUUUGUCAUCCUUUUUUCAGGGAUUCUCCAUGCAAGGACAGUACAGUGGUAUGUCUCAAGCAGAGGUAAGUCAAGCUUUACAGACUAAAAGGAAGCUCCAUUUUGAAUUCACACUUCCAAGUAGUUCAGUGUAUGGCUAGGACCAGCUUCUUCAAGCCUUCACGUUCCAUCGUUCCCCAUGUCUUGUUGUGCUGCUUGCCGGUUCCGGACUUGCCAUUCUGCCUCCCUGUUCUCUCCCUCCUGGCAUCCAGAUGGCAAAUCCUGGUGCCUCCAGACAUCUUUUUUUGGCGAUCACUCGUAGCCGAGUGUCUUCAAUGAACACUGUUUUAACAGUGAGUCCGUAAGUGACUGUGGAGGCCAAUUCUGGAUCAACACAUCCUUCCACAGUGGGGGACAUAGGUUCCUGGCGAGAGUUGAUCACAGUGAGGGUUUGCCAAGCGUGCCUUCCUCUUAGCACGCUCCUGAGUUCGAGCGUCUGCAAAGCUCAUGACACCUUUGGUAAAGGCUGUUCUCCAACUGGAGCGCUCACAGGCCAGUGUUUCCCAAUUGUCAGUGUUUAUACUACAUUUUUUGGAUUUGCCUUAAGAGAGUUUUUGAAACUCUUUUGUUGACCACCAGCAUUACACUUACCAUUUUAAAGUUUGAAAUAGAGUAGUUUCUUUAGAAGACGAUAAUCAGACAUCCACACAUUACGACCAGUCCAACAAAGUUGAUGUUGAAGAAUCAUUGCUGGUGAUCUUUGCUUUCAGACAUAGCUGGGCUCCAACUCCCAUCAGCCCCAACAGGCAUGGCCAAUGGCUAGGCUAUGGAUGAUGGGAGCUAUAAUCCAGCAAUGUUUGGAGAGUACCUUGUUGGGUAAGGCUAUACAAUAAUUCAUGACAGCAGGCAGCACUGCUGGUAACUUUCACUUUACUCCAUUUCAUAUACCGUAUUUUUCCGUGUAUAAAAUGAUGCCUUUUGCUAUAAAAAAAGGGCAAAAAUUGGGUGUCAUCUUAUACACGUAUAGUGAAUGCAGAGGGAGGACGUGUGAUUAAUGGCAGCAGCAAGCAGGAGAUUGGCAGCGGCGAUUGGGCAGGUGAUUGGUGGCUGUGGCAAGGCCUGCUGGCGAUUGGCUGUGGCAAUUGGGCAGGCAAUUGGCAGCUGCGGCAAGUGGAUGGGUGGGCUGUUGGUGGUGGUGAGCGGGCAGACAAUUGGCGGCUGUGGUGAUGUGUGUGAUCGGCAGUGGCUGUGGCACAUGAUCAGCAGUGGCAGGCAGGCGGGUGAGCAAUUGGUGGAAGUGACCUCCCCCCCCCAAGCUAAACUUAAUUUCUUAAUUUUGGGUUAAAAAAAAUAGGGGUCGUCUUAUACAUGGGGGCGUCUUAUACAUGGAAAUAUAUGGUAAUUCACAUGCUCAGUUAGUACUAUACCUCAGGAGUAGCCAGCACUUGUAUUCUAGGUGUAUGGCUGACCCAUCUACUUCCUAAUGUGAGCAGGUAGAUGGGAACGCAGGUCUUGCUGUCAUUCCACUGACUUCUUCCUCUCAUCUAGGUGUCGAAGUUGCAGCAGCUUUCUGGGCAGCCUGUCUCAUUCGCUUCCUUGGGACAAUCUCCGUCAAUAGUAGCAGGUGAGGAACCCCAAAGAGCUAUGAAGCCACUUAAACUCCCACAAUCCUCUGUGGCAGACUAUGGCCCUAGGGGCUUACUCAGAUGAACAGUGAGCCUGUGCUCCAGCUGCCUUUAGGGAAUAGGUCUCCACGGAAAUAACAUGGUGCACGAAUAAUUGGCCCUAGAAAUAGGGAAUGCAGGACCUUCAAAGAACUAAAUAAAUUAGCAAAUUGCUCAUGAAAUGAUGGAGAAUUGCUAGGUAAGGGAGGGGGUUGGCUUUGUUGGAACCUGCCACUUGGUCUUUUUUCAAAGGCUGGAUCAGCACUCUUAUGCUAGAGUGGGAUACCAGAAGGAGAACUGGAGCAUUUAUCUUCUGACUCAGGAAAAGCUGUGGCCCUCCAGAUAUUGCUGGACUACAAAGCCCAUCAUCCCUGACCAUUAGCCACACUGUUUGGGGAUAUUGCGCAUUUCAGUCCAACGGUAUCUGGAAGGUCACAUGUUCUGCAUCCCUGCUCUGUAUAUAUAUAUAUUUUUAAAGCACAACACUGGAUAAAUUCAAGACUAAAAAUGGGAGUGCACUCUCUGGCAUGUGCACACACAUAAAUAAGGGAGGUGGGUAUCAUUUUUUUCUGAGAAUCUUGAACUCUUGGUUACAAAAGCAACAAAAGAAUCUGAAGGCAAGUGUACUUUUUCGUAUAAGGGAAUGUGGAUUCAUGCAUACGUACUUACGAUUGCUGGGGAAAGAUGUAGACAUACCCCCCCCCUCACACACACAGCCCACCAUACUUGUCAACAGGAUUUUUUUUUAAUUCAUUAUGAAAAGUAAUCCAAGGAUUUUCCACCUAGGAUUUUUUUCUUAUUACGUUAAAAGAACAGCAUUAACCAAUGGGAGUCUGCAUCAGACAGGAGGAGGGUAGGACAGUCUCCCUCAGUCUAAAAUUAGUCCGGUGUAAUGUGACCCAAGCAAAGUGGCAUAAAACAAAAGCCUCUUCUUGGAGCUUCUGAUGGCUUUGCAGUAGCUGGGAAACGGUCCAGUCCUGUUUGCGUGCCUCCUGCUCUUUGCACCGUGCAGUGCCUGGAAAGGAUUCUUUGGGUUUCUCUUCUUCUGUAGCCUUGUGAUGUGGUCAUCCUAGCACUCCUCCUUUUAGGCAGGCAAGAAAGAGCCAGGAGAGAACAGCCCCAGUAACGUUGUGCUUCUUUUCUCCCUUUUCAGCCCUGGACACGAACGCUCAGAAUAGCUCUCAGGAGUUCCUGGUUCCUAACGAUGUAAGUUUGCCUCUAUGAACUACAGUUCCCAAAUAUAUUUUGGGGAUAGUCAUGUGCUUUAAAUGUAUGGUGUACAUUUAGUAAGCUUACACAUGUGUCCACAGAGGUCUUCCUUGGUGCUCAUAGGGUCCUCCCCAUCCCACUUGGUGCUUGAAAGAAGCUUUGUAUUGCAGCCCAAAGGGAAUAGGUUGUGGUGUUUGUUGAGUUGUGUGCGUUGUGCCCAUUAUAGUUUCCCCGGUUUGCAAAUGUGUGCAUGGGCCCCAAAAGGUUAUAAUCAGAGCCAAACCCAUUCCACUCUUUAUGGAGAUCUUCAGAGAGUGAUUCCGUUCAAACAAAAGUAGAACAGCCCUAAAUUUUUUGCUGCAGCGUCCUUAGGCUUCUUUCUCAGUCAAAACUAGGUUGGAAAAGGGGACAGGGCUCUUGCAGUUUCAACUGUUGUGUAGAAGAGGAAAUUUCACCAGGUGUAGCUUGUCAUGCAAACUACAGUGGUACCUCAGGUUACAGAUGCUUCAGGUUACAGACGCUUCAGACUCCGCUAACCCAGAAAUAGUACCUUGGGUUAAGAACUUUGCUUCAGGAUGAGAACAGAAAUCGUGCGACAGCGGCAGCGGCAGGCCUCAUUAGCUAAAGUGGUACCUCAGGUUAAGAACAGUUUCAGGUUAAGAACGGACCUACAGAACGAAUUAAGUUCUUAACCCAAGGUACAACUCUUGAAUUAAGUUCUUAACCACUGUACAACUCUUGAACUUUUGCAUCAGGGCACCCUCCAUGAAGCUCGCUCAUUUGGUGAGAGACCAUUUAGUCUUGGAGUACAGUUUCCUAGCAAGCUGUGAACCCUCCUGCCAGUACUGUUACCUAGCUUGCAAAAGUUCAGUGUUUCAUCAAAGCAUGUGAUCUGCCGCUCAGCCAUGGUCCUUGAAAGGAAGAUAAGUUCAGCAAAGCCCCGGGUUGUUUUAUCUAUCCUCACUCUCACACAAACUCCAGAAUCAAGGGCUACUGUCUCAAAUCCAUCCCUCACAAGCCUUCUCUCCUCCACACAAUUGCCAUUGUACCUUCAAAACACAUUAAAGGAAAGUCUUCCCCAAGAGAAUCCUGGGAACUAACAGAGCUAUGAUUCCCAAGAACAGUUCCCAAGAUUAUUAGUAUGUACACAGACAUGUUUAUGCUCCUGUUCUUUAACAGCAGCCUGGCAUGGAGAGACAUUAAGCAGGUGAAGCUUAUCAUGGCCCAGAGAUAAAUGGUGGGAAAAGAAGGGGCAGCGAUAAACAGUCCUCUGAGAGAGAGGAGCAUCAGCCGUGGGAAAGGUUAACUUCCUCCGACUUCUUCGCCAUCACUCCCAUGUGAGCUGUCCUUUGCUCUCUCUGUGUGUAUCUGUGGAAGCUGAAGCCCAGAAGGGGUGAAUAUGAUAAGAGAGGAAUGUGCCAGCAUUUCUUGUGCCCACCCACUUGCCAGCCCGGCUGCCAGUGUACUAGGCCUGCUCUGCAGAUGUCAGCAUGUGUUGCUGGGCACACAGCAGGCCGUUGUAGCAUCUCAGAAGGCAGGAAACGAGUGGGCAGGAGGGCAGCGCUGACCUUUACUUCUGCCCCCUGACCCUGCGUGGGGAAAAGUAGCUCUUUCUGAAGUUUUUGUUUAUGGAACAAGCCUCAUGAAACUAUCUGGACUGUUUUAUUUUUUAAAUAGGCCAAUUCCUGCCACAGUGUGGUAGGUACCCUGAACUACAUGGCUCAGUUCAUGUUUUCCACUCCCUUGAGAGUGAAUAAAAAUGGCUAAAUCUCAGGCUUGGAAAGGUAAAGUGUAGAUAAGCCUGAAGCCUUGAUGGGUUCUGGCUCAGACUCAUCCAAUACUGAACAACAAUAAAUCAAGCAGACCAUUGUGUACUAUAGGUCAGGCUUGGGAAGGUUCACUCAUUCCCUCAUUCAAGAGUUGCCUAAAAUGAGUAAACGCUCUCUGUUCGCUUUGUCCAGUCCUGUCCAGUUCUUAGGCGAUGAGGUUUCCAGCGCGGUUCCACUCCAAAGACUGAUCCUUCCUUUCCCCUCCUAGCUCAUUGGCUGCAUCAUUGGCCGCCAAGGCAGCAAGAUCAGCGAGAUCCGGCAGAUGUCCGGAGCGCACAUCAAGAUUGGGAACCAGACCGAGGGCUCUGCUGAGCGUCACGUGACCAUCACCGGCACCCCAGUCAGCAUCACUUUGGCUCAGUACCUCAUCACAGCCUGGUAAGAGCCAUUAGGACUGCUGGGCAGGUCAAGUGGGGAGUAACGCAGCACUUGCGCAGCCGUCUCGUUGCAGCUUCUUCCUGCUGUGCCCAAGCCUGUGGCCUCUUAGAUGGACAGCUUUGCGGAGAGCAAGCGGCAGUGCCUUGCUGUCACGGCUGAAUUUGCCGGUUUGCAAACACUCAGCCCUCUGCUCAAGAGACAGGAGUGCUAAGCGUAGCACCACGAAGUGUUCUCAUUGCUUUGUUGUCUGUCUUUCAUACUAAUGCCUGCCUGUCUCUGACACACAUGAGAGUAACCAGGCCUUGAGUUUCUCGGGAGCCACCGUGAUUUCUAGUAUCCUUGCCUACAAUAUGUUGGGCAUCAAUGUUCCCUUUGCAGCUGCAAAGCACUCUUAUACCACUUUAAGCAUCAUGGCUUCCCCCCAAAGAAUCCUGGGAACAGUGGUAUGUUAAGAGUCUCCUAACAACUCCUGGCACCCUUAACAAACUACAGUUCCCAGAAUUCUUCGGGGGAAGCCAUGAUGCUUAAAAGUAACAUAAGAGUGCUUUAAAUGUCAAGUGUGGAUGUGACCUUAGUUCAGUGCAGGAAGAACUGCUGUGUCACAGCAGGGAAUUCUCCCGUCCUGUCCAAAAGAUAACCUCACUUAAACAGAGCAACAUUUGUCAUUGGUCGCUGUUGUGACCUGGCAUUUGGGAUGCUUCAAGAUUUAGAGCAGGAAAUAGCCAUUCACGGUUCAGGGAUCACCACCACUACAGGGUGCAAGUUUUCAAGGCGUGGAACCCGUCAUUGACGGAUGCAUGUAAGCGUUUUCGUAAUCAGUUUUCCCUGUGGUGAUGACCCCAGAACUCAUUUCAACUUUUGUUGCAUUUGCAUGUUGAAGGAGAAUUAACAGCCUCCAUCUCCCUUCUUUUCUUCCUGGGACAAGUUAAUAGAUAAACAAUACCGUGUGUCUCACGUGGAAGAGGUUCUCAUUUCCCCAGAAAAACAAAGUGGUCUGUCAAUGACCUGAGAAAGCCAAGAAGGAUAUGUGGCUGGAAUGCUUUGCAAUUCCAUGAUUGUUUAAAUAGGGACCAUGACAAGGUAUAACAUCCUUAACAUAGCCACUUCUGAGUUCCAAACAAGCCCUGUGUGUCAUACUGAAGGUUCUCCACAAGAAUGUAGUCCCAGAGGGAGAGGACUCUGGAGCAGACAUUAUCUGGAAGCAAAAGCGAUGUAGAGUACCUUGUUCACUAGCUCCAUUCUUUGUGUGUACCUAUUCCUUUGCACAUGUCAGCUCAAACACUUGCCUGUGUGUGUGUGUGUGUGUGUGUGCAUAUCCAUACUUGUAUGUAUGUAUUAUACAAACUGCACAUAUCCUCCCACACCUAUGCAUAUUUUUCCAUGUGCAAGCUUGUACAUGCAUAUAACAGCACAUAUACGUCCAAGUAUAUGUCCUCACACGCUGCAUUUGUAUGUGUAAAUUGUGCAUGCAGGCACGAGUCUCAUUCUUUCUCCCUUCUUGUUCUUCAGUUUAGAGACGGCCAAAUCUACCUCUCAGACGCCCCCCGUUGACCUCGGCAUGACUUUCUCCCAGCCCCUCACCCCUUCGCCAGCCCCAACGCUGACAGCAGUGGCCGCGCCUCCCCCAGCCUUGCUUGGUGCCCCCUAUGCCAUCUCCCUCUCCAACUUCAUUGGCCUGAAACCUGUCCCCUUCUUGACGCUGCCUUCCUCAGCCACGGGGCACAAUGGCAGCCUUGCCACCUACACGACCAAGAUCUCGACAGCCAAUGCCAGCAAGAAGGCUGAGAGGCAGAAGUUCUCCCCAUACUGAAACAGGGAGGUGGGGCAGGGAGGGGAAACCUUAGGAGAACCCUCACACGCUUUGUUAGAUGGCAUCAGCGUCGGGCCGCUCCAAAGCGAGACUACCUGGGGAAAGAGGUGAGGGGGGGAGCCAAAUGUGCAGGAAAGGAAGUGUUUGUGGGAGAGGAUAACCGAGACAGCUCUUGAAAGCAGUGCUGGCCAUGAGACAGUCAGGGAAGUGGUGCUUCUGCAGAGCUCCCACCCGAUCCUGGCUAAAGAUAUGUCUAUCAUGGGUAAGAGCAAUCAAGCCUCAUAGUUUUGCUUCCGUGGAACAAAUCUCUGCCCUGCACUAUAAAGUGUUAUUAUCCUUUACCUUCCAUAAACCUUCCUGAUCGCUUUCAGCAAUGAAGAUGAAGAGGUUCUCUCUCCAUCUGGUUUCUUCACAUGUUUUCUUUUUUUAAGGAAAACACGUUACUUAAAGACAAUUGGAACCCCCACUCAAAUUCUUUGUACUGUAUUGAUAGAGCUGGAGGUCUUGGGAAAGGUCCCAUCUCGACUGUGGCACUGGCUUGUUAGACCUUUGGUGAUCCUAACAGAGAACAUGCUAUGCUACUAUCUCUCAUGGGUUGCAUUUCCAAGAGCAGAACUGGAAAAGGGUUCUGAUUUCUAUAGAACUGGAAGCUGUGCAUGUCCUAGAAAUCACAGAAUGUACCAAAAAGGAAAUUCUUCAGUGUUUUUUUUGUUUUGGUUUUUGCCUAGCACUUCUCUCCUAAUAUAUGAAGCUGGCUGUGAGUUCCAUUUUAGCUGGAUUAGAAUACAGGAUGGAGUUUUCAUGACUGUUCAGCUUGGCUCCUGACCUCCUACAAGUGGUUGAAGGGAAUUAGUUUUCACCAGACAUCCCUCUAAUAUUUAGCAUGAAUUUUCUGGAUCAAACCGGAGGCCCAUCCACCCCAACCUUAUGUUCAUCCAUUGGCCAACUCAGAUGCCCAUGGGAAGACCAGAGGCAUAUAGUUGUCUUUCCUCACUGAUAAACAGAGCAGUUCUUUAUAAAUAUUCCCUAUCUGUUACAAGGUAAGAGCUUCCAGCACUGUCAAUCCCAGCUGGUCACCUUAUCAUAUGUGAGCGACAUCUCCCCUCAUUUAACUUUAUGGCAGAAAUCCGUCCUCAUAUAUAUCUGGCAGGAUGUGCGAUAUCUUGCCAUGCCACUCAUCUUUGGGUUUAUCUCUUGCUGUCAUAGGAUGACAUCUCCAAUAAGUGCUUUCUCGUUUUGCUCUCAUCUCUUGCAGUGCAAUCCUAAGCAUGUUUGCUCCAGAAAUAAGCCCUUACCCCUUCCAUCACUCAUUAGUGGAUAUAGGACUGCAGCCUUAGUGAAUUCUGCCACAUUUUGUCCUCUUGUCAGCCCUUCUCUCUUUGUAUCAGUAUUGUAAGGGCACUUGUCUAGUCAGAACAUGCCCAUGAGAGUCAAGAGGUGGCGCCCUGAGACCUCAGGUUGAAGCAGAUGCCCAUCUUGGUGAUUUCUGGUUAAAGUUACCAACAUGCAUGUCUGGCACUUGCACUUGCGUCCUAAACAGACGGCCAUCACAACAGCAUAUAAUUCAUCCAAACCUCACCCCAAAAAAUUAUCCCCAUGGAUUAAAUGUACCAUAUAGCCAAAGAUUCUAUGGCUACUUUCUUAGUUGGUUUGCAAAUUGGCAUGGCUUCACCAAAGUGGGUCGGAUUGUUGGCUAAGUGACAGGUUGUCAAAAGACUGCACAAUUCACUGUCAACACUUUAUAAGGCAUUAAGUGGACGGUGAUUGUUGAACAGACCUGGAGAAAACGGAUGAAACGAACACAGCAAAAAGGUCCUGGCUCUGGCCCUGCUUGUAGCCAUGAACUAGUUGGCUCAUGAUAAGCAAAGGUUAGUAGUCACAGGCCUGUGUGGAGUAAAUGCAUACCAAAAACGAAACACUGAAAUUCUGCAUGCGGUCGAUGCAAAUCCUGGAAAGCUCUUUUCUAUGACCAGCAUAAACCAUACAAAUGUGCAUAUACUUCUCCUAUUUUUGUAUAAUAUUGUUUGCUAUUUGGCAAUAAAAUAAAUCCUCCUUUGGGAGGAAGGGCAGGGUAUAAAUGGUAUGAAUGAGUAAAUAAAUAAUACUGGAUUUGCUAAACAUGGCAGGGGCAAAAGCACGGAAGCCUCACUCAAACCCCACUGCCUGGGAAUCUUGUGCAGGGGGCUCAUCUCAGUCACUGAGAAGCACAUCUUUGCAGCAUAGUCAAUGCUUUCUCUGUGCUCCUUCAGGAAUCACAGGCUACACUCAGCCCUGAUUUACUGAACCAAAGCUGUCAGGGGGGAAAAAGAAGCCAAACAGGCUGCAAAAAGGAGACAAUUGAGGUUGAUUUGGUGUAGUAGUACCUUUACAAUCUCAAGAAGCAACAGGAUCUCAGAUUUGCCCUCAGUUACACAUUGAUUUGGUAACAUAAAGUAGACUACCUACACCUGUUUAGGCACUGAUCACUUCUGAUUAAAUAGUUUCAGCAGAUUCAUGUAUUUAUUGCAGCCUUUCCUCAAGCUGGUGCCCUCCGGGUGCUUUGAACUACAGUUCCCAUCAUGGCUGGGGCUGACAGGAGUUCUGGCCAGAGGCAACCAAGCUGGGGAAUGCUCAUCGAAUGCGUCAAAUUCUCAGGUGGUGUAAUUCAGCACUGAGGCAUCCCAGUAUUUGGAUUCCACAAAAACACAGGGGAAUGGAGCCAAAAUUUCCUAUUCCUACAAACCAAUCUAACCAGUUGUCCAUUUCGCCUUGUUCCCUGGCUGGUCCCAAUCUCUCUCACUUCCCUGCAUCACUCGCUGGCAAAAAAAAAGCUUCUAUCUCUUUUUAACCCUUUUUAUUUUUUAUUUUUGGCUGCUCCAAGGAAUGUCCCACCUCCUAUCCCAUGAUCCUCUUUGGCUUGUCUUUGAAAAUGCUGUACAUAUAAUUCUAUAUUUUUUCCUCCUUUGUAACUUAUGAUUGAUUUAAUAAAAAUGCAAACUUUGUCAACUCAGA